AUGGAUAACAAACGCACAGACAAGAUGGAAAGUUUAUUCACGCCGGCCACAGAAUCGCCACCUCCUGAUGCGGACUCGAUUAAAAGAGCCAGACAUUUGAUUAAAACAUACUCAGAGUCUUUUGGUAGUUAUGUGGAGGGGAUAGUUCGAGACGACUCGAAUGACAUACAAUCAUUGAGCAGCGUCCCUGUCUCUAUGCGUAAUUUUGGAAACAUGGACGCCCUAUCCUUCUCACCUGGCUCAGGUAAUGACGGCGAGAUUUGGAAAGAUUUUGUUGUUGGCGGGAACUCUAUGAUGAGAAAAGACUCUUAUGGCCAUGUUGAAAUAUCCACGAAAGCCGACAAUUUGGUUUGGGCAACCGCGCCCUUCAGUAGUGAAGAAGCCCACGCAAAGGGAACUGUGACUCUCGCAGCGACUGUGCCAAAGGAAAACUUUAGCAGAACACUAAACACGUCUUCAGUCAGUGGAAUAUGUAUUAAAGAUGAACAAGUUUUGCUCAAAAUGGAACCACAGACUUCUGACUUUUGUCCUUACACAGCGAAUAUACCGAACUUGAAUCCAUGUUAUCUUACCAGUACUGCGAGUACGCAGCAACUUGCAUAUGGCGAACAGCCGGAAACUUUAGCGCACUCCUCUCCACCUACUCAGAAGAUUGUUUUAGAUACUACGCGGUACUCGGCCGAAAUAAGUUCAGAUAACCCUUUGCCGCAAAGUGCAAAUAUCAAAACAGAUCCUUGUGGUAGUUUCUCUUCCUUUGUUGGUGAAGGGAUCCUUACAAGGACAUCUAUGGGCUACCCACAGCAAGCGCUGCAGACAUUGCCGGUGCUUAAGAGCGAACCGUUCAGGUUGUCUAUUUCUAGCGCGCCCGCGGAUUCUUCGUUUUGGUGCCAGUCCACAUGUCUUUCUGAGGAUCAUCAUCCGAUUGACUAUCUGUCACCAGCUGGACUCCACAACACCAAAUACAGUUCCAUGCACACGUACAGCUCCUAUUUAGGUGCGCUGCCCCAUAGGGUGUGUGCCAUCUGUGCGGAUGAGGCAUCGGGCUGUCACUACGGUGUCCUCACCUGCGGCAGCUGUAAGGUGUUCUUUAAAAGGGCAGUAGAAGGCCAUCAUAACUACCUGUGUGCUGGACGGAAUGACUGCAUUGUGGACAAGAUCCGUAGGAAAAACUGUCCUGCCUGUCGCCUCAGAAAAUGCUACCAGGCAGGAAUGAUAUUGGGAGGUCGGAAGCUGAAGAAGCUGGGGGCUCUGAAGGCAGCAGGGCUGACCCAAGCCCUUGUGGCCUACCCCCUGGCCCCUCCGAGGCUCUCUGGUGACAGCCAGGCCCUGAUGCCCCUGGGCUGCCCACCAGGGGUCAGGGAGCUGCACCUGUCCCCCCACCUCAUCAGCGUGCUGGAAAGCAUUGAGCCUGAGGUGGUGUACUCUGGUUAUGACAACUCCCAGCCUGAUAUGCCCAAUAUACUGCUCAACAGCCUCAACCGCUUGUGUGAGAGGCAGCUGCUGAGAAUUGUGAAGUGGUCCAAGUCAUUACCAGGUUUCCGCAGUUUACAUAUCAAUGACCAAAUGGCUCUGAUCCAGUACUCCUGGAUGAGCUUGAUGGUGUUCUCUUUGGGUUGGCGGUCUUUCCAAAAUGUCACCAGUGAAUACCUGUACUUUGCACCUGACCUCAUUCUCAACGAAGAGUAUAUGAGGAGGUCUCCAAUCUGUGACCUGUGCCUGGCCAUGCAGUUCAUCCCUCAAGAGUUUGCCAACCUCCAGGUGACCAAGGAGGAGUUUCUGUGUAUGAAGGUCUUGCUAUUGCUCAACACGGUGCCUCUGGAGGGGCUGAAGAGCCAGUCACAGUUUGAUGAGAUGAGGCAGAGCUACAUCCAUGAGCUCACCAAGGCAAUUCAACUGCGGGAGAAUGGCAUGGUUGCCUGCUCCCAGCGUUUCUACCACCUGACCAAGCUGAUGGACCACAUGCAUGAUAUUGUGAAGAAGCUCCACCUGUACUGCCUGAGCACCUUCAUUCAAGCGGAUGCCAUGCGGGUAGAGUUCCCUGAGAUGAUGUCAGAGGUCAUCGCCUCUCAGCUGCCUCGGGUACUCGCUGGCAUGGUGAAACCCCUUCUUUUUCACACCAAAUGA
Messenger RNA from Conger conger (European conger), 2124 nucleotides. RefSeq names its product progesterone receptor-like. The record is from RefSeq and is a predicted model, not a curated record. Gene Ontology annotation, molecular function: zinc ion binding; DNA-binding transcription factor activity; sequence-specific DNA binding. Gene Ontology annotation, biological process: regulation of DNA-templated transcription. The transcript has 8 exons. The coding region runs from base 1 to 2124 and encodes 707 amino acids. NCBI's taxonomy places the organism in Eukaryota, Metazoa, Chordata, Actinopteri, Anguilliformes, Congridae.